UUCAUCAGUGAUUACUCGAGCACAACAACGUUAUCAUUGAAUGAUGACAGGAUCAAGUACGUUCGCUAUCACUUAUCGGUAACAAAUUAAGCAGAUACUGACCGGUGAAGAACUUAUCUAGCUCACGUGUGGCCCGUGGACCAAAGGCUUAUCAAAGUUUAAUUUAUUCAUAAUUUUCUUGCACGCGACUUUCAUCCUUGCCUUGAUGUAAUAAUCCCUAGAAUUGCGUGAAACUUUACUAGUGGUACGCAUAUUAGUUUAUUGUUUUUCUUAUCCCUAAUAAUAUAAGUGAUAAAUAUUAUCAUUAGUAUUCAGAUACUUGCUAAUAGCGUUAACCUUGAGUUGACGUGUGCUGAUUAAUUAAAGUAAUCCCAGGUUGGAUGCCGCCAAUUUCGGCAUUAUUCUCGGAGUGGUCGCGCUGUGUCGCGUACCGCUCUCCUUAAAGAUCAAGUACCGAGAGAAUAAACAACUAGAAACAUGACUGCCGACGAGAAGGCUGAGGCGGGAAAAGCCAACAAGCCCAUAGACUUGGACAAUAUCCUGGUGGACGAAGUGGGCCAGUUUGGAAAAUACCAGAUCGUGACGUUGUUACUGGCUGCUUUCCCUGUUAUAUUCUCAGCCUUUGCUUCAGGAGAAUAUAUUUUUACCACUGCCAGGAUAAACACAAGAUGCCUGGUCCCGGAGUGCGACGGCGACAAUCCGGAUUUCGCUCCGUCGUGGGUGCUGAACGCGAUCCCGGGCACGACGCAGACCAGCUUCGAGGGCUGCGAGCGGUACCGCAACGUGACGUCAGCGGUGGUGGCGCCCGGCACCUGCCCCGCCGAGCUGUUCGACCGCACGCAGACGCAAGAGUGUGACGCCUACGUGUAUGAGAACCAGCUCAGUGUUGUUUAUGAUUUCGACAUGGCGUGUGACGAGUGGCGGCGCUCGCAGAUCGGCUCCAUCCGCACGAUCGGCACGCUGCUGGUGCUGCCCAUCACGGGCUACAUCUCGGACCGCUGGGGCCGCCGCGUGGCGCUCACCAUCAACGCCUUCAACACCGGCUGGAUCGGCCUCGUGCGCUCCUUCGUCAACUCCUACGAGUGGUUCCUCGCGCUUGAGGUUAUUGAGUCCUCAGUGGGGGCCGGCGCUUACUCCUCAUGCUAUAUUUUAGUAACGGAAUUGGUGGGUCCAAAGUACCGUGUGAUAGCUGGAGCGACAAUCUCUACUCUCUUCGCCCUCGGGCAGGUGAUCCUCGGGUUCAUCGCGUGGGGUGUACCGUCAUGGCGCCCCCUUACCCAGGUCCUGUACGCACCACAGAUCCUCGUCGUCAGUUAUUUCUGGAUCCUCUCAGAAUCCGUGCGUUGGCUUAUGAUCAAAGGCCGUUACGAAGAGUCCGAACAGAUUUUGAAGAAAGUUGCAAAGGCUAACAAGAAAGAGCUGUCUGAAAAGAGUUUACAAGCUUUACGUGCCACAGCUGAAGCCGAGAAGAAGAAAGAAAAGGUAGCAGAGCCAUGGUUGCCUAUUCUGGUUCUGAGAUCCCGCGUGAUCCUGUCGCGGUGCAUAGUGUCGCCCAUCUGGUGGAUCACGAACACGCUGGUGUACUACGGCAUGAACAUCAACUCUGUGAACAUGACGGGCAACGGGUACUUGAACUACGUGGCGGUAGCGGCCAUUGAGAUCCCCGGCUACUGGACGGCCAUCCUGCUGCUGGACCGCGUGGGCCGCAAGCCCGUGCUCAUCUGCGCGUACUGGCUCUGUGCCGGCUGCCAGUUCGCUUUCGCUUUUAUGCCUGAUGGUAACGAUGGCGUGCAGCUGGCGCUGUACCUGUUCGGCAAGUACUGCAUCGCCAUCGUGAUGACGUCAGUGUACGUGUACACGGCGGAGCUGUACCCUACCAAGUACCGCCAUAACCUGUUUGCCUUCUCUUCCAUGGUGGGCCGGCUCGGCUCCAUCACCGCGCCACUCACUCCUGCACUUGCCUUGGAAGUGUGGGAGCCGUUCCCGUCGGUGCUAUUCGGCAGCUUCGCGCUGCUGUCCGGCCUGCUGAUCUUCACGACGCCGGAGACGCUGGGCACCAAGCUGCCCGACACCUUCGAGGACGCCGAGCAGCUCGGCAAGAACAAACAAACCAGCUGAACACGUGAUCUCUGUGAUAAACGCCUGAUAACUAGUUAUAAAUACUCGAAAAUAAAUUAUUUUUAUAUUU
Molecule: messenger RNA, 2188 nt
Organism: Trichoplusia ni (cabbage looper)
Lineage: Eukaryota; Metazoa; Arthropoda; Insecta; Lepidoptera; Noctuidae
Product: organic cation transporter protein-like
Exons: 6
Coding region: 478-2118 (546 amino acids)
Biological process (GO): transmembrane transport
Cellular component (GO): membrane
Molecular function (GO): transmembrane transporter activity
Source: RefSeq, a predicted model, not a curated record